Molecule: messenger RNA, 2014 nt
Organism: Orbicella faveolata
Lineage: Eukaryota; Metazoa; Cnidaria; Anthozoa; Scleractinia; Merulinidae
Product: tRNA 2'-phosphotransferase 1-like
Source: RefSeq, a predicted model, not a curated record
UCCACAAAGCUCCAGUCUAAUAGAGUGACUGUUACUGAAAUAAACGGUUAGGUUGAGCUGUGUCAUCUUGCCGCACCUCAACAGCAAAGCAAAACAAACAAACAAACUUCACGAUUAUAACAAAAUCUCAGACAGGAACAAUGCUAUCUUUCCAUCGCGCCCAGCUCGCGCUCUGCACUGUUGGACUUAAUCGAAGAAGCAAAGCGAGAGAUCAGGGCCUUAGCUAAGCUCGAUUUCCGCCGCUCUCUCGCGUUCGGACUGAGGCAAUGUCCAUGGUGAAAUUCUCUUCCUAUAGGUAUUUAGCAGCUUUUUUUUUUAACUUUCCUCUUCGAAUAAGAAAGUACAGAAACGAUUAAAAUGACUGAGACAAGUGCCUCGGUUUCCCUCACUGGCUACGGCCCUGGAGACAGAUAUUCCUGAUCAGCAAGCCUUGCCAAGGCGUUCUAGAAUUUUGACAAUUUAAUAACAUUAUUUCUAGACCUAUUUUGGUAAAGGAGGAUGCAUGGAAAUGGAGGAGAUUACAGUGGUGGUGUUCACAGAAAUGAUCAUAACUAACCAAGUGAGAACGAUUACAGAGGAUGAAACACAUAACGAGCCAAUCACAACAACGUCUCUUCUUCCCGCGCCCUUGAAACACCGUCUUUCUUUCUCUUUGUUCUUUUUGCACUGGUAAAUUACAGAAAUGGUACAAUGAGUCCCAAUUCUGUUCGAAUCCAGUUAGAAAACAGUAAAAUUACAUUUGGCCGAUUUCUUUUUGGCUAGCGUAACGCAACUCCGGCUUGCGCGCGGAGAAGUACAGCGUUGCGUGACCAGUCUACUGAGAAGUGGGAGUCUGGUGCCAAGUAUCGCUCGUACGCAUACAAUUUUGACUGACCGAAAUUGGCGGUGCAAUGCUGUGACAGGUGAUGGUGCAAUCUUCAUUUCAGCGGAAUCGUGAGCAUUACUAACUAGAUUCUAUACAGCUCAAUUUUCGGUACUUGAAAGACGUAGAAGUAAAAUGAGCGGUAGAAGAAGUCAGCAAAGUGCCGCUAGCGCGAACAAUUCGCAAAAGAGCAACCACAAUAUUCAGCUGUCCAAAGCUCUUUCUUACAUUCUACGGCAUGGUGCAGCUAAGGAAGGACUACAAAUGACGCAAGGUUUCAUUUUUGUGGAUGACCUUUUAAGACUACGACAGUUCCAAAGAUAUUCAGAGGAUGACGUCAAAAAAGUUGUAGCUGAGAAUGAUAAGAAACGCUUUGCUCUGAGAAAUGAUCCAGCAACAGACAGGCUUCAAAUCAGAGCAAAUCAAGGACACACUAUGGAGGUAGACGAUCUUGAGUUGGAACCCAUUACAGACCAUUCUGAAGCACCCACUGUCAUACAUGGCACCUAUCGCGACUGUUGGGAACCGAUAAAAACUCAGGGCUUGUCACGAAUGAGCAGAAAUCACAUCCAUUUUGCACCUGGAGAGCCUGGAGAAGAAGGUGUCAUCAGUGGAAUGCGAUCAAGCUGUGAAGUUGUGGUGUUUAUUGAUCUCAAAAAGGCCCUUAGUGAUGGCUUCAAGUUUUACAGAUCAUCCAACAACGUGAUCCUCUGCCCUGGAAAUGAACAAGGUUUUCUCCCACCUAAAUAUUUUGAAAGAGUUGUACAGAUUAGACCCAGUAAGUACAACAGUGUUUUCACAAUCAUAUGUUUUGAUGCAUGACAGUAAAAGCACUGUGACAGUCUGUCUCAUUUUGUAAAUAUCAUCUUGACUGCUAUACUUUUAGUAUGUGGUAGGGUCCAGGAAGGCUUGAACCCUGGCGUCCCCCAGAUUACAAGACUUAGUAGUAUCCUAUGACUUUUGUCUCUCAACAAAUUCUUUCUGAGCCAGUUCAUGUUGCUGAUAUGAUUAUUGGUUGUUCGUUUCAGGGAAAGAAUUGCUUUUUCCUGCCACCUGAUCAUAGUUACCAACCAACAGAGGUGAUAGGAGUGACCAAAUUAUUUUAAUUCAUAACUAAAAUGAUUAUUAUUCAGUUAUGAACUGUCCUACCUG